Molecule: messenger RNA, 881 nt
Organism: Glossina fuscipes
Lineage: Eukaryota; Metazoa; Arthropoda; Insecta; Diptera; Glossinidae
Product: tetraspanin-18
Exons: 6
Coding region: 1-810 (269 amino acids)
Cellular component (GO): membrane
Source: RefSeq, a predicted model, not a curated record
AUGGGCUACGAUUGCGGUGUUUGGAUUGGCAAAUAUGUGUUGUGCAUAUUUAAUUUUUUAUUUUUUGUCCUUGGCACAAUAGUUCUGGGUAUUGGCAUAUGGCUGGCCGUUGAUAAAGCUUCACUGAUAGCUCUACUGAAAAUGGUUGAAAAUGAACAUAUCAAUCAAUUUACUCAACCCCAAGUUAUUGAACAAUUGGCCUACGUCUUAAUAGCUAUCGGCGGUGUUAUGUUCUUAAUGAGUUUCAUGGGCUAUUGUGGUGCCAUACGGGAAUCGAAAUGUUUAUUGACAACGUACGGUACUUUUAUGAUUCUAUUGUUGAUUGCCGAGAUUGUUGCCGGCGGUUUGGCUGCAUUUUAUAAAGAUACGGCACGUAAUGAAACGAAAACGUUUCUGCAAUCAACCAUAACCAAAUAUUACACAAGUAGAGAACACACGGAUGCCGUUACAUUAAUGUGGAAUCAAAUGAUGAGCACAUUCGCUUGUUGCGGUGUUAACGAUUAUCGCGAUUUCGAUAUGUCGACAGCAUGGUCAGCUAACAAAGGCAAUCGCACUAUACCCGAAGUCUGUUGUAUAUUAAAGGAUGUUAAACUUAUGGUGCCGAGAGAUGAAGACUGUGUAACAAAUCCCAAUGAGGGAAAUAGUUUUUUCAAAAGGGGUUGCUACGAAGUAUUUACCGAAUGGAUUGUAACUAACCGCGAACUGCUUGUUGCCGUUUUACUAAGUGCUGGAUUUGUGCAUUUAUUGGCUAUAUUUUUGGCCUUUUGUCUGUGUAAAUCAUUCGCCAAAUAUCACGGCAUGAGACUGUAAAUUCAAUACUAAAAUUUUUUCUUUUCUUUUUUUUUUUUUUUUCAAUAUUUAUUUAAUAAAAAAAACAAAAA